AUGGACCAAUGUUCAGCUCGACGACGGCAAUCAUGGCUGCCGACCCGUUUCUUCUCUUCCUCCAGCGUCGGCGGCAGAAGCCCCAGGAGGAGCACCUCCAUAGAGAGAGCCACUUUCGGGGAGGUUUGUGGCGGCGCGACAGCUGAGUGCGCGGCUAUUUGUUGCUGCUGCCCUUUGACGAUAGCCAACUUUUUAGUUCUGGCAAUUUACAAAAUCCCCGCGGGGCUAUUUCGCCGUGCUCUCCACCGGAUGCGACAGCGGAAGUUGCCGGAAAAGGGUUUGAAUCAGCUGGGUUUUGAGAUUCCGGCAGCGGAUGGUGUGGAGGAAUUUUUCCCAGGUGUGGAAGGUUGUGAAGAGACUGAGAAAGCCGCCAAGGAACUGGAAAAAGAGAUGUGGCAAAAAUUUUAUGGGACUGGGUUUUGGAGAAGUCCUUCUCAAACCCACAAUUAA
Molecule: messenger RNA, 450 nt
Organism: Hibiscus syriacus
Lineage: Eukaryota; Viridiplantae; Streptophyta; Magnoliopsida; Malvales; Malvaceae
Exons: 1
Coding region: 1-450 (149 amino acids)
Source: RefSeq, a predicted model, not a curated record